GACGCGAUGGGCGGACGCGUGCGACGAUCGAACGAUCGCGCGCGCGCGAACGACGCGACGCGCGCGGACGAAGAGAUGGGCGACGCGGACGCCGCGCGGGCGAACGCGAACGCGAACGCGAACGACGCGACGACGGCGCCGCGCGGUGAAGACGAUCAGUGCUGGAUUUGCCUGGACGGGGACACCGCGGACAGAGAGUUGUAUCAUCCGUGCGCGUGUCCGCGAUGGGCGCACGCCAAGUGCGUGGCGCGAUGGCAGUUGCAGUGCUCGGGGAAGCCGGAGGAGGUGACGUGCAAAUUUUGCGCGUCCAGACUGCCGGAUUGGCGAGCGACGCUGUUCAAAGACGUAGUGCGCGCGAGUGACGACGCUGUGGUGCCGACGUCGACGAGUGGAUCGAAGAAGAGAAACAGUAUGGAUGAACGUUUACUACGCAGUUCCGCGGACGGAGACGACCAAGAAGCGGGGACGCCCGGCGACGAAGAGACGGACCACAAAGACGGACCGGGAGAAAUCAAGGGCGAUAUCAUCGUCAAGUUUAAUAAUAUCUCGUUCCGAUGCCAAGUUCGCACCGGGCCGGAUGGAUUGGCGGAUUUCAUGCGGCAAAUCAGAGAACGUUGCGGGAUACCGGAGGAGAAGAUGAAAUCGCUCAACCUCACGUAUCGGUGCAAGGAUCCGAACAACGGGAUGCCGAUGACGUUGGAAGGGCUGAACGAGAGCGCUUUCGAUGCCGCGGUUUUAUGCUCGGCGGUUCAAGAUAAGAUCAAGCAUCAAGCUCGCGUCGAUUCGGCGGUAAAGUCUUCUCGAACUACCGAAAUUACGUCUAGAUCCAAUAGAAGGCGUUCCGGUGACCGCAACUCCUUCGAGGAAGGUCGCCGUGAACAAGUCUCAGCGUUUCGACGAUUCGAAUGAGGACCCGUAAGGAGCUUUCGUUGUCAACAUCGUUCAAGACGAGUGGAAUUUUUGUACACGACGCAGCGAUACGAGCUGUUUUUUUGUAUUAAGCGCAAACUUUUGUACCGCGUAUGUGCGGCGGUCGUUCUGUAAUAAACGAUCGUGUAACAUU
Messenger RNA from Ostreococcus lucimarinus CCE9901, 1063 nucleotides. RefSeq lists its product with no specific name. The record is from RefSeq and is a predicted model, not a curated record. Gene Ontology annotation, molecular function: zinc ion binding. Lineage: Eukaryota; Viridiplantae; Chlorophyta; Mamiellophyceae; Mamiellales; Bathycoccaceae. Bases 76 to 909 code for a protein of 277 amino acids. The transcript is spliced from 3 exons.